Molecule: messenger RNA, 1662 nt
Organism: Didymodactylos carnosus
Lineage: Eukaryota; Metazoa; Rotifera; Eurotatoria; Philodinida; Philodinidae
Source: the annotation of a GenBank genome assembly
AUGAGAUCCAAGUGUCUGAUAUUUCUUUGGGCACUAUCAUUGAUUCCUCAUGCGUUCUGUUUCAAUGCGUUACUGAUCAGUAUCGGUGCGGCCGGUCAUGUGACUCCAAUGUUUGAGUUGGCAAAAGCAAUGAAAAAUCACAAUGUUACAUUUCUUACCGAACAACUCGCUCAAUCUUAUGUUGAUUUUAAAUCAUAUUCGAAUUCGCUCUCAUUUCGUGUCGUUUAUGCAAAUGAUUCACCAGAUGCGUUCAUCGUGCAAAAGAAAAUCGAGCAACAAGUCACUGCGUAUUCUGCCAACCAUUCUCUGUUGGAUGGUUUAUCUUAUGCAACGACAUUGUUGGGCGACAGUGCCACUUCGUUAUUGAACAAAACAGUCCAUAUUUUAAUGCUCGAGCGAUUUGAUGUCAUCAUCGCUAAUUCACUUCUGGGCAGUGUUCGCAUUUUAUGCAAGGUAGUAAACGCGCCCUGCGUGAUACAAAGUACAGAAUCGCUAUUUAAUAUUUUCGAUUUCAAUCAACCGAAUAGUUACUCGUUAUUAUCAUCGAAACAAUUGACUGAAAUCAAAUAUCGUCUCUACAAUGUUGCUUUUACUUUCCGACUGACAAUGAGCGUAGUCAAGAUACUAGUGCCAUCAUUCUACAAAAUGCUUCAGUCUGCUCCACGAGUACCUGGACCAUUUUACGAAAGUUUUGCUCUAACUAAUGUUCUGUUCUCAAAACCCAAAUGUCUCGAACUUAUCAGUAUACCGCCAAGUUUUUACACACCAUCUUAUUCAAAUCACUAUACAAAAUACCUCGGCCCAUUUGUGGAUGAAACAUCAAUCGACCAUGCUGAUGACGAUUUGACAAACUGGAUCAAUUCAAAGCCGAUUGAUUCCAUUAUCUACACGGCUUUCGGCAGUACCUCCGUGAUCAAAGUCGAUCGGAUGCAGAAUUUGCUCAAUGGUCUGGUCGCGUUUCUGCUUCAAACACCUGGUUCUUCUGUCUUGGUGGCAUUUCGCAGUGCGAAUUAUGAGACCUAUCAAACUGUACUAAGCGACAUAAAGAAUGACGAAUUUCGACGUAUUUUGAAUGAUGAUCAACGCGUUAAAGUCGAAAAUGGAUUUGUAAAGCAAAAAUGGAUUUUGCAACAGAAUUCGGUGAAGCUAUUUUUCAGUCAUUGUGGGAUGGGUUCAUCUUUAGAAGCACUUUACUUUCAGAAACCCGUAUUAUGCAUACCGUUCGGCAUGGAUCAAUUUGUUAACGCAAUUGUAAUCGAUCGUUCGAGUGUUGGACUGUCGUUGUUCGUUCCGCCUUCUCCGCUACAAUCACUGAUAAAUCCGCUUGAUUUUACUGAUUACAAGUUUUCAGCUAGCAGUGUGACAACUAAACUAUCAAUAAUGUGGAGGAACGCCGCCACCUACAAAAAAGCGGUCAGAAUCAUGUCGCUUGAAAUGAAACACGCCGGUGGUUUGAGGCGAGCCGUAGAAGAAAUUGAAUUCUUGGUGAAUUUAGACGGUGACUUAGAUCGCUAUGCACCGUUUUCGACUACACUACCGUUCUGUCAGCGAUACAUGCUUGAUUUAGUGAUGAUAUAUGUUGUUUUACCUGCAGCAAUCAUAACAUACUUUGUCGUUAAAUGUUGUAACAGCCGUUUAAAAGUUGGAUUGGCAGUUACAUAG